Messenger RNA from Acomys russatus (golden spiny mouse), 1044 nucleotides. RefSeq names its product GPN-loop GTPase 2 (gene Gpn2). The record is from RefSeq and is a predicted model, not a curated record. The transcript has 5 exons. Lineage: Eukaryota; Metazoa; Chordata; Mammalia; Rodentia; Muridae. The coding region runs from base 43 to 993 and encodes 316 amino acids. Gene Ontology annotation, cellular component: cytoplasm. Gene Ontology annotation, molecular function: GTPase activity.
GUUUUAGUUCGGAAAGUGCCUGUGGGCUGGCCUGCUUCACUCAUGGCGGGGCCUGUCCCGGUCACUGCCUUCGGGCAGGCGGUGAUCGGGCCCCCGGGCUCGGGGAAGACCACGUACUGCCUGGGCAUGAGUGAGUUCCUGCGGGCACUGGGUCGGCGCGUGGCGGUCGUGAACCUGGACCCCGCCAACGAAGGGCUGCCUUAUGAGUGUGCCGUGGACGUGGCCGAGCUGGUGGGGCUGAGCGACGUGAUGGACGCGCUGCGCCUGGGGCCCAACGGCGGCCUGCUCUACUGUAUGGAGUACCUGGAGGCCAACCUGGACUGGCUGCGCGCCAAGCUGGAGCCCCUCCGAGGCCACUACUUUCUCUUCGACUGCCCCGGCCAGGUGGAACUCUGCACCCACCACGCCGCCCUGCGCAACAUCUUCUCCCAGAUGGCUCAGUGGGACCUCAGGCUGACCGCUGUCCACCUUGUGGACUCUCACUACUGUACUGACCCAGCCAAGUUCAUCUCCGUCCUGUGCACCUCCCUGGCCACCAUGCUGCAUGUGGAGCUGCCCCACGUCAACGUCCUCUCCAAGAUGGACCUCAUUGAGCACUAUGGGAAGCUGGCCUUCAACCUGGACUACUACACAGAAGUCCUGGACCUCUCCUACCUGCUUGACCACCUGGCGUCUGACCCUUUCUUCUGUCACUACCGUCAGCUCAACGAGAAACUGGUACAGCUCAUCGAAGACUACAGCCUGGUCUCCUUCAUCCCCCUGAACAUCCAGGACAAGGACAGCAUCCAGCGGGUCUUACAGGCCGUGGACAAAGCCAAUGGCUACUGUUUUGGGGUUCAGGAACAGCGAAGCCUGGAAGCCAUGAUGUCCGCUGCGGUGGGAGCCGACUUUCAUUUCUCCUCCACUCUGGGCAUCCAGGAGAAGUACUUAGCAUCCUCGGAGCAGACUGCAGAGCCGGAGGCCAUGCAGCUGGAACACUCGGGGCCUGGGUAGCCGUGCACAGCUCGGUGGUGGGCGCACAGCCUGGCAGGGUACAGACCCAAA